Macrobrachium nipponense is the source of this 764-nucleotide messenger RNA. RefSeq names its product retinol dehydrogenase 12-like. The transcript has 4 exons. NCBI's taxonomy places the organism in Eukaryota, Metazoa, Arthropoda, Malacostraca, Decapoda, Palaemonidae. Bases 1 to 573 code for a protein of 190 amino acids. The record is from RefSeq and is a predicted model, not a curated record.
AUGACCUCUUGGUUCUCCCCAGGUAUUUUCAUGUGCCCUUACCUGAGGACCGAAGACGGCUUCGAGAUGCAGAUGGGCACCAACCACCUGGGGCACUUCCUACUGACCAAUCUGCUCCUGCCCCUCCUGACCCACCAGGAAGAAGCUCGAGUCGUCACUCUCAGCUCCAUCGAGCACUUGAGAGGCAUUAUACCCUUCGAGGACAUGAACUUCGAGAAGGGCUACAAUAGGUCUAAGGCCUACGCCAACAGCAAGGUGGCCAAUGUUCUCUUCACUCGGCAUCUGGCCAAGAGAGUGCAAGGUACCAACAUCCAGGUCUUCGCCCUCCACCCAGGGGUCGUCCAGACCGACCUGGGACGUCACCUGCUGGGAGGGUACUUACUGUCUCACAUCAGCUUCUUCCAGAAGACGACAGUCGAGGUUUUGCACUGCUCGUUGGAGGCCGACCAGAAUGGCGAGACUUACUACUUCAGCGAAUGCAACGGAGCCUACUCCUCAAGGAUCUCGAGGAGAGACGACCUGGCUGAGGAUCUCUGGCAUCUGUCCGCGAAGAUGGUUGGGCUGAGGGAAUGAGGAUAUUGUCAUUGUAUCAUUCAGCAGAUGAAACCUAUUCAUAUGGAACAAGCCCACCAAAGGGGCCACUGACUUCAAAUUCAAGCUUCCAAACAAUAUUAUGAUAUUCAUUUGAUAUUAUUAUUAUUAUUAUUUAUUAUUAUUAUUAUUAUUAUUAUUAUUAUUAUUAUUCAGUAGACGAACCCUAUUCA